AUGUCCUCAUCUAACUCUCCCGUCGUUUACCAAUUGGGUCAUAAACCCAUCAAAGACCACUGUUACUCGCCAAACUUUGAUCUUUUGGCAGUCACCAAAGACAAUGUGGUUGAAUUGUACCAGACCUCGCUCAACUCUACCGCAAGGCCCAAGCUUAUUGCCACAUUAGAGGGCCACGACAAAACCGUCACUUCUGUAGACUUUUCGCCGGAUGGAAGUCGUAUUUUGACUUGUUCCCAAGAUAGAAACGCAUUGGUGUGGGAAUACAACGCCCAACAGGGUCAAUACAAGCCUACAUUGGUUCUUUUGCGUAUCAACAGAGCAGCAACGGUGUGUAGAUGGUCUCCAAAAGGUGACAAGUUUGCUGUUGGAUCUGCUGACCGUGUCAUUGCCGUGUGUUACUACGAAGAAGAAAAUGACUGGUGGGUGUCGAAACACUUGAAGAAGCCCUUGAAGUCUACAAUCACCAGCUUGUCAUGGCACCCAAAUAAUGUGCUCUUGGCCGCAGGCUCGACCGAUGGCCAUGUUAGGGUGUUCUCUGCGUUCAUUAAGGGGUUGGACGAGAAACCAGAACCUAGUGUAUGGGGUACCAAAUUGCCCUUUCAGACCUUGGUAGGUGACUACACAAAUGUCAGCGGAUCAUGGGUACACGAUGUCGCUUUUAAUGAAGACGGUGAGGCCAAUUCAUUGGCGUUUGUCUCCCACGAUGGAACACUCUCUAUUGUAUACCCGCAAGGAGAGGGACUUCCACCUGCAGCAUUUGUGAGUAUCAAGACGGGCUACUUGCCCUUCAGAUCUUUGCUCUUUUUAGCCGACUCUGUUAUCGCUGGAGGCUACAACUGCAACUUGAUUGUUUUUGAAGGUGAUCAAAAUGGAUGGAAGGAGCUGUACGUUGUUGAAAAGCAGAAGGACUUGAUCCACGAUGAACCUCCAAAGGAUGAUGACCAGGAAAUUUCCAGCCACCAAGCUCUCAACAUGUUCAAGCAAAUGGAUCUCAAGGGUAGAGUCAACUCCAAGCCUCUGGCUGGCUCUGGCAAAGCUUUGGCUACCACACACCAAAACACCAUUACUAGCUUGAGAUGGUAUGGAGAUGGAAAGGUUUCAACCUCUGGUAUUGAUGGCAAAAUCGUGAUUUUUGAUCUCUAG
Molecule: messenger RNA, 1146 nt
Organism: Australozyma saopauloensis
Lineage: Eukaryota; Fungi; Ascomycota; Pichiomycetes; Serinales; Metschnikowiaceae
Gene: ARC40
Product: Arc40p
Exons: 1
Coding region: 1-1146 (381 amino acids)
Biological process (GO): Arp2/3 complex-mediated actin nucleation
Cellular component (GO): actin cytoskeleton; Arp2/3 protein complex
Molecular function (GO): actin filament binding
Source: RefSeq, a predicted model, not a curated record